AACAUAAGAAACAAAGCAACAAUUCAUCGAAAGGAGAAGAAUGUCGCCGCCGGUGCUCCUGCUCUGCCGCCUGGCACCGGAAACGUUCGCGGAGUUCGCCGGUCGCUUCCGCCUCCUCGACUUCUACGCCUCCGAGCUCCCCAUCCACGCGUUCCUCGCUGCGGUCGCCGCCGACUCCGACCCACCUCGCGUCGCGCUUGUCUUCGGCCGCGGGCCCGUCGGCGUCGGCGCCGAGCUCCUCGACGCCGUCCCGUCUCUCCGCUGCAUCAUCACCGUUAGCGCGGGGGUCAACCACGUCGACCUCCCCGAGUGCGCGCGCCGCGGCGUGCAGGUCGCGAACGCCGCCGGCGUUUACUCUGCCGAUGUAGCCGACCAAGCUGUCGGCCUCCUGGUCGACGUUCUCCGCCACGUCUCCGCCGGCGACCGCCAUGUUCGCCGCGGCCUCUGGCCGGAGCACGGCUAUUUCAUCCCACUCGGCUCUAAGAUCGGUGGGAAGCGUGUCGGCAUCAUUGGCCUUGGCAGCAUCGGAUCGGCGAUCGCGAGGAGGCUGGUGGCGUUCGGCUGCGUCGUGUCCUACCACUCCCGCCGGCGCAAGGAGGACGUGCCCUACGCCUACUUCCCCAGCGCGCGCGACCUUGCCGCGAGCUCCGACGUGCUCGUCGUCGCGUGCGCCCUGACGGCGGAAACCCGGCACAUCGUGGACAGAGGGGUGCUCGACGCGCUGGGGGAGCGAGGCGUGGUCGUGAACGUGGCGCGCGGUGCGAACGUCGACGAGGCGGAGCUUGUUCGUGCGCUGGUGGAGGGCAGAGUCGCCGGCGCGGGGUUGGACGUGUUCGAGGAUGAGCCCAACGUGCCGCCGGAGCUGAUGGCCAUGGACAACGUGGUGCUCACCGCGCACCAGGCCGUGUUCACCCCAGAGUCGAUGGCCGACAUGGGCCGCCUGGUCGUCACCAACCUCGAGGCGUUCUUCGCCGGCGAGCCGCUGGUGACGCGCGUUUCCGCCGUCGAGUGACGCGCACUUCCAGCUUUGCAGUCCUUGCACUGUUACUAUUAGUUGCUCAAUUGACAUUUCACCAUUCUGCUAUAAAAUAUUUAAUUAUUCUUCAUUAUGCUAUAAUUGCUGUCUGCCUGUCUGUAUGUUGCCGAUAGAUGCAGAGAAUGAGUGUAAUAAUUUCAUUAAUACUAUUCAUCAUCUAAAAUAAUUGUUCUCCUCAAAAAUAGAAAAUUAU
This is a messenger RNA of Oryza brachyantha (malo sina), 1229 nucleotides long. RefSeq names its product glyoxylate/hydroxypyruvate reductase HPR3-like. Lineage: Eukaryota; Viridiplantae; Streptophyta; Magnoliopsida; Poales; Poaceae. Bases 41 to 1012 code for a protein of 323 amino acids. Gene Ontology annotation, cellular component: cytosol. The record is from RefSeq and is a predicted model, not a curated record. The transcript has a single exon. Gene Ontology annotation, molecular function: glyoxylate reductase (NADPH) activity; hydroxypyruvate reductase [NAD(P)H] activity; NAD binding.